Messenger RNA from Triticum aestivum (bread wheat), 1182 nucleotides. RefSeq lists its product as uncharacterized. The transcript has 2 exons. The coding region runs from base 118 to 501 and encodes 127 amino acids. NCBI's taxonomy places the organism in Eukaryota, Viridiplantae, Streptophyta, Magnoliopsida, Poales, Poaceae. The record is from RefSeq and is a predicted model, not a curated record.
GCAACGGCGGCGGCUACGCCCAUUCCGUCGUGCACCGUCGACGGCCGUCGCCGGCGUGUGGCCACGGCGAAGGUGGUCGGCCCAGACGGCUCUUUGGUGCAGUUCGCGGCGCCCGUCAUGGCGGGCGAGGCGCUGGGGGACGCCGCCAGCGCGUCGAGCUUCCUGUGCAGCGCCGACGAGCUCCGCUUCGACGCGCCCGCCCGUGCGCUGGCGGCCGAGGAGGCGCUGCAGCCCGUGUGGCUCUACUUCGCGAGCUCCGCUUCGACGCGCCCGCCCGUGCGCUGGCGGCCGAGGAGGCGCUGCAGCCCGGGUGGCUCUACUUCGCGCUGCCCAUGUCCAUGCUCCGCCGGCCGCUCUCCGGGCAGGAGAUGGCCGCCCUCGCCGUCAAGGCCAGCUCCGCGCUCGCCGUCGCCAGCGGUCUCCUUCUCAAACAAAGAAACCGUCCCGACCCGGAUUGGAGUUCGCUGCUAUAAGUUGAAUUGUUCUUGGCCCGAAUCAUGAACCAGGCCAGCGCCACCAGCGAGUAGUGCACCGUCGCUUAUGCUCCGCAUCAUGUCGCCUUUGAGUACGCUGGAGGAACAGGCACCGAGUUCGCCUUUGAGUACGCCGGAGGAACCGGCACCGAGUUCGCCUUUGAGUACGCCGGAGGAACCGGCACCGUGUUCGCCGGAAUUCUUGGUCCAGAGAAGCACUCUGAGUCCAACGGUGGCUACAACACAGGUAUGUGAUGCCUCGACCUCCCUCAAAAACAGCCCUGCUGUUGCCCCUUCCCUCAAGCUUUUGUGUGUUCAGAGUAUCUGUAUUGUUUGAUUUUUUGCAUGCACUGUGGCUGGACAUGAUGUUGGCAGUGUAUAUCUUCUAGGCCAAUUACUGAAUAAAUCUGACCAUGGUUGAUUCGGCAGUGUACUGAUUGCUUAGUAUAGAUUGAAGCAGCUUAUGCAUUGGUGGGGCUGACAACUGAAGGAACUGCCCUGUUGUUGCCCCUUCCCUCAAGCUUUUGUUCUUCAGAGAUUUAUUUAGAGAGAUGGUAACUGAGCAGUAGGUUGUUUUCUGUAUUGUUUGAUUUUUUACAUGCACUGUGGCUGGACAUGAUGUUGGCAAAUACACUAGAGAUUAUGCUGCAAUCUAGCAUAUAUCUUCUAGGCCAAUUACUGAAUAAAUGUGACGAUGUUUGAUUCGGCA